Molecule: messenger RNA, 1103 nt
Organism: Tribolium madens (black flour beetle)
Lineage: Eukaryota; Metazoa; Arthropoda; Insecta; Coleoptera; Tenebrionidae
Product: probable E3 SUMO-protein ligase RNF212
Exons: 5
Coding region: 70-801 (243 amino acids)
Biological process (GO): reciprocal meiotic recombination; protein sumoylation; homologous chromosome pairing at meiosis
Cellular component (GO): synaptonemal complex
Molecular function (GO): SUMO transferase activity
Source: RefSeq, a predicted model, not a curated record
UUGUACUUGACAUUCAUUGUUAAUUACCAGAAGAUUUAUUGUUACGUUUUUUGCUAAUUACUCUUUAAAAUGAGUGAUUGGGUGCAUUGUAAUAGAUGUUCCAUGAAAUAUAACGCCCAGACAACAUUUUUUUUGGUUGAAUGCGGCCAUAUAUUUUGUCAAAGAUGCGUGGAUAAGAUAAAAAUAUCGAAAAAAUGCUUAAUAUGUAAUAAAAGUGGCAACGCUUUACCUCUGAACAAGGAUGUGAACCAAAAUGUGUUAGCAUUUUUUUUGCCUUUUGAAGAUAUGCUAAAGAAAUGUCUUGAAGUUUAUAAAUUCCAACUCCAACAUCGCAACACGCUUUACCAAAAUCUUCUGGAAAAAUAUAAUUACGCCAAGAAAGAAUACAUAACGUGCCAUAAUACUAACAACAAGCUAAUUAAAGAAACUCAAAUGCUUCGUUCAAUGCUUCGAUCCGCAGGUAAAAAUCCUCAAGGCUUUUUAACAAGUACUCCACUGUCGCAAAAUUCUGAUAAUAAUCUAACUUUCCAAAACACUUCUAUAAUGUCUUCUAUUCCUCCUAUUAAGACACCAACUCCGUUUAAAGAUUAUUCUAUGAUGAAGAUGUUUCCUGGAUAUCCCAAAAGAUCGCAACCCUUCAGUGCUGGGUCUUCUCAAGGCCCCUCUCCAGCUCAACGAGUGCCAAUGGGGUACUCCGGACUCCAGGAACGAGCCAUGAUACACCGAGGAUCUCUUGACACCAUGCAUUCUCUAGAGGAACUUCGACGCAAAUCUCAGAUUGCACCUAACAACAGAAAUUGAAUUAUAAUAAUUUAAUUUAAAUAAUGCAAAACUGCAUACAUUUCAAGGUGAAGAAGGYUGUUUUUGUGUUAGUCAUUUAAUUUUAUGUCGAAGUUGUAAAGUAAUAAAAUGAUUGUUCAUUGAAAUGGAAAUGCGUCUGUAUUGUGCUGAUGCAUUUCCGAUGUUUGAGUGUACAAAAUAUUGAUAAAGAUAUUUGUUCUAUGGAUGUAUGCACUUUUGCUUUGUUUUCUUAUAGUAACUAUCAGUAAUUAUGUAUCGGUAAUCAUUUAUGUUUAAUAAAUAUAUUUUUUGAUAUACUCGAA